GGUCAAGCUGGACGUGGAAAAAUUCACUGGAAAGGAGGAUCCAAACGUCCACCUUGACACCUUCCACAAUGCAGCACAGAUGGCCGGGUGCACUGAUGCUGAGGAAUGCCUGCUCUUCUUCUCAUCCUUGAGAGGGAGGCAGUGGAAUGGUUUAAAGGCCUUCCCCAUGGCAGGAUUGAGUCCUUUGAGAAACUUGCUGAAGUUUUCCGCAAGAAGUACCAGGACAACUGCAUCAAGAGAAAGAAAUUUACCUACCUUAACACGGUAGGGCAGAGGGAGAAGGAGACCUUGACUCAAUUCUUAACCCGCUGGAGGGAUGAGGUUGACAAGGUAGAAGAGAUGGACGAUAAGACGGCCAUGUCUUUGUUGAUGAAUGCCUUCCAGUCAGGUGACCUCUACACUGAAUUCUGUAGGAGGCCGCCCUCCUCUUAUCAGGAAGCCUACAAUACGGCAUGGGAAUAUGCCGAGGCAGAAGUGCUGAACAAGAAUAAGCGGGAGCUGGAAGAAGGCUACACAAAGUUGAAAUCCGACAAGCUAAAGAAAGAUGAGCAGACAGGAGGGUCCAAACUAAAGGCCACAUAUGACGGAUCCAUCCACCAAAUAAGGGAUGAUAAGAAGGGAGAGCAACCCAAGAGACAAUGGACGGAGAACUGGUGCACAUACCACCAAUCCGAUUCCCACAACACGGCGGAUUGCCGAAAUGUCAAGGCUGUGCUCAAGGAGAUGGCCUUGAAAGGAGAGCUUGGGGAAGGUUACGCGACGGGUAAUAAGAAGGACCCGAAAGCGAACACCUGGACCCGUCAUCAGGGAAAAGACCAGGGAAGGAGAAAAUCCGGGAAGGAUAACAACAAUUCGGAUAAAGAAUUCAUAGAGAUGAUUGUCGGCGGCCCAGAAGGCGGGGACACUGCCUCCCAGCGAAAGAACUAGGCCAGGAGUUUGCACGUGGCGGUGGUUUCCCUGGAGUCACAUGGGAAGCAGGCAAGGAGGGAACCUAUCACUUUCACUGAUAGGGAUCUGCCCAGGACGGGGGGAGAUCAUAAUGACCCUCCGGUCAUUACAAUGGAUAUCAAUGGAGCUGAUGCGGCCAGGGUCCUGGUUGACACAGGAAGCAGUGUCAAUGUUUUAUACUUAGAUGCUUUCAAGAAAUUGAAGCUUGACAGGUCCAUGUUGAGGCCAUUGUAAACUCCGUUGUCAGGCUUCACUGGAGCUAGCAUAGAAGCGGAAGGUCAGAUAACCUUACCGGUUACCUUGGGGUCAGGUAACAGGACAGUGACCAAACAAAUGAGAUUUGUUGU
Cuscuta campestris is the source of this 1295-nucleotide messenger RNA. NCBI's taxonomy places the organism in Eukaryota, Viridiplantae, Streptophyta, Magnoliopsida, Solanales, Convolvulaceae. The record is from the annotation of a GenBank genome assembly.